AUGGACAUUAUUGUGAGCGUCAUGUACAACAGCUCAAAAAAUCAUUGUCAUUAAAAAUAAUAAAUUUAAGCGAGUAAUUGGUGUUUUCUGUUAUAUUAAAUAGUUGUAAAAUAUAGUUUGAAGAAAGAUCAAUAAUUGUGACAAAAAUUUGAUUAUAAAUAAUAUAUGAGUAAAUAACUUUAAAUACAACAAUGUCGGAUAAUCUUGUAAUUGAAACUCGUAGUCGAUCAAGAUCAAAAACACCAGGACUACUUUCAAAUGAAAACGGAGAUUCUAAAGGAGCAAAAAAAAUCCCUACAGUGAGUCUUAUUGAGGAAGAGGAAGAUGUCAUUGGAGUCUCUUCGCAGCCUUCACAAAGGCCAAAACGUCAGCGUCGAAGCGCGAAGAAUGCUACAUCAGACACUUCCGGCGAUACUCAGCUAGAAACAGUAGUCAGCAAUAGCAAGCAGUCAAAGAGUACAGUAACAGCAACUACAACAACAACAAUAAUACAGACAUCUAAACAGACAACAAAUGGAACUCAAGAGAAAAGUGAAGAAUCGACAUCGGUAAAGACCAUAACACAUACCGCAUCUAAUAAUGAUGCAACUGAAUUUCCAGAAAGUCAAAGUAUAUUCAAUAAUAUAUUUAAUGCUAUAAAAACAAGUACGCCAAUUUUAUCUACCAAACGUACAAAGAGAACUACUCUCGAAAGUAGCUCCUCAACUGGAAAUGUUGAUUUCAAUCUCCAUCCUGCUUACAAAGAAUAUAAAGAGGCUGGCGAGUAUUGGAACAAAUUUCCGAAAACUGAUUAUACUUAUUCGGAAUUGUCACCACAUCGACGAGAGUUGGGUGCUGGAAUUGUUGCCAUGCCAAAUAUGUCUCGAAAAUCACUUGACAAAUAUCAAAAUCGUAUCGAAGCUAUGAUUCAGCAAAAUCCUACCGAAGAAAGUUUCAUUCGACGUAAAUUUCUUAGCAAUAUGUCAUAUCAAAAAAAGGCAGCAGAUUUGCAAUAUGAUUCUGCUGACGAAGUUGACGUUUCUGACUUGUACAAAAACUUGUCAGCAAGACGUAAUUCGGAAAAGAAUGUUUUCUCCAGAUUUAUCAUGUUUGUUAUUGGAGUCUUUUCAUCUUCAUACUCAAAUUUAAAGCGAAAAGUUUCUUAUGGAUCCAAGCAACACAUCUCUUAUACACCUAUUAAAAGACAUCAUCAGCAAGGAUUUUGGCGAGGAAUUUACAACUUUGCUCAAAGCUUUGUUUUGUUAUGCAUCAGCAAAGUUUAUCUGUUCAUCUCAACAGUUUUGUGUUUGGACACAUGGCUUCUUUAUACACGCUCUGAAAAUGUUCACCAAAAUCAAAAGCGUAAACGAUUUUUGAUCGGAUUGUUAGUUCUUCUUCCAUUGAUGCUGUUUGGUGCAUUUCUUCUGUCUGAGGAUAACAAUUUCAUUGCCAGAAAGAAUUAUCAACUUGAACGAUUUAACUAUAAAUUAAAUUAUGUAACUCAAUACUUUUCUGAUGUAUCUCUACCAUCAAUACCUCAUUUCAAUUUUGGAUGGAUAUUAUCUCCAUUAUUCUACACUCGAGCAUUAUUUCGAGGGUUCAUUAUGGAUUCGACGACGAAACAACCAGAAUUAAAAUUGGACGAAGAAAGAUUAAACAUUAUUUUAAAGCAUAUUAAUGAUUAUGUUGACAAUACAAUUCAGGAAAAGCUAAAAUUAAAUAAUGAUAUUUUAAUCAAUAAAGUCAAUGAACGAUUAGUGAUUACAAUAGCUAAUCACUUAAAUGAUGCCUUAAAGAAAUAUGAAUAUCAUCUUACAGCCAAAGAUGUUGAAAUAAUCGUGAACCAAAUAAAAGUGCAAUUAAAUAAUGAUUUAAAUGAAAAAGAGAAGAGCAUAUUGGCAAAGAUAUCUCUAAAUAAUCAAGAAAAUGUUGAGAAAAUUAAAUCCAUCGCUAGUUUAAGCAUGAGUCAGCAAAAAAAUACACAAAAUAUUGAUCUUGAUAAGAUUAUCACAAUGAUUUUGGAGUCAAAAAAACUGCCAAUACUUAUUGAUGAUCGUAUUAAGAUCAUCCAUAAUUCAGAUGUCGAAAAAAUUAAAUUGGAAAUUAUUGGGAAAUUUGCUGUCUAUGACAAUGAAUUAAAAAGACUUAAAAUUGGACAAACAAGUAUUUCUGAUGAUUUGAUUAGAUUUAAAAGAGAAAAUGAUGACGGAUUAAAAAGCAUAUUGAUGAAAAUUGAUGACAAAUUUACAACCUUCUCAGACUAUUCAUCUAUAGACAUGAGUGUAAGAAAAAGUCUUUUAAAUAUAUUAGGACUAAAAAAUCCUGAGAUUGGUGAUGAAACUUUACUGAAGGAAUGGAUUGAAAACACAUUUGUUGCAAAAAUUUACUUAGAACAGCAUCUACAAAACUUGAACCUGAAACUGAAUGAGGCUUUUUCGAAAGAGAUCGAUAAAAAUGCGGGUAUAUUUAUGGAAGAUAUCAAUGAAAAGCUCAAAAGUCAAAUUAAAAUUCUUUUAGAACAGAAAAAUGAGGAACAUAAAAGUACAAAUUUAAACAUUCGUGGGGGAAUUUUAACUGAAGAUGAUGUGAUUAAAAUUGUUAAAGAUAUAUUGGCAGUCUACGAUGCAGAUAAAACUGGUCUCGUUGAUUAUGGACUUGAAUCAGCGGGAGGAGAAAUAAUUUCAACAAGAUGUACAGAAAAUUAUCGAACUAAGAGUGCUGAAAUUUCAAUUUUUGGAAUUCCGAUUUGGUAUCCAAGAAACACACCAAGAACAGUUAUAUCACCUACAAUUGCUCCUGGUGAAUGUUGGGCUUUUCAAGGUUUUCCAGGCUUCCUCGUAAUCAAACUCAGUAAUCUCAUAAAAGUAACGGGAUUUACUGUUGAGCAUAUACCACAGUCAAAUGCUCCAAACAAUGUUAUUGAUUCUGCACCUAAUAACUUUUCUGUUUGGGGAUUAACGAGUGAGUUCGAUAAGAAUCCAAUUUUGUUUGGCAACUACUAUUAUUCAGCAUCAAAAGAUGCCCCAAGUCUUCAAUACUUUCCCGUCCAAAACAAGGAUAUAGUUAUAGCUCAUCAAUUUGUUGAGCUUGUGAUUGAAUCGAAUCAUGGAAAUUCAAAAUACACUUGUCUUUAUAGGUUCCGAGUUCACGGAGAGAUGUAAUUGGAACAGUUCUUUUUAUAAGAAAUAGAAAACUUACAAUCACAUUCAAAUAUAGUCAUUGAAAUAUUGUUAAAUACUUUUGUCUUUUUAAGUAAACAAUUUUGCGUCAAUUUUUUUGCAUUUUCAAACAUUUAUUUUACCUUUUGCAUUAUUGAUAAUGUCAGCUUUAAAGCCAUAAGAUUGCACGUAAAAGUGACCUAAACUUAAGAAAGAAACAGAGAUGUUCAUUUAUAUACCUACCUACAAAACGAAAGUAAUUUUAAGUUCCUAGAAUAAGUAAGCUAUCUGAAAACAACGAGUAACGUACUACUCUCAACAAAAUCAAUUGUAAAGAAGAUUUAAAGCUUUUAUUUGCAGCUUUCAAAAUGUAAAUUUAAAAAGAAAAAUUG
Chironomus riparius is the source of this 3529-nucleotide messenger RNA. The record is from the annotation of a GenBank genome assembly. NCBI's taxonomy places the organism in Eukaryota, Metazoa, Arthropoda, Insecta, Diptera, Chironomidae.